AUGGAAUACGAUGAGAGCAUUUACAAUUUAAUUCCAAAGGAACGUUACGAACCACCCAAGCCCAAGAGAUAUAAAUCUAGCCACCCUCAUCACGUACCACCUACUGGAAGCACUUUCUGUUUGAAGUCAACAUCCAAACCAGGUGUUGCUAACUUAAAUGGAGAAAUCUAACCUCAGGGAAGCAAUCAUACUAGCAAAGGGGCUGGUCUAACUUUUGGAAAGCCUAAAGGAGCUCUUAAGCCUGAUACCACUCUAUUCCAAAAGAAGGGCACAGGCACAAUGACACUGCCUUAAGCUACACAGUUCAAGUACAAUGAUGAUUCUAGAAGACCACCAGUUCCCAAGAAGGAUGAGAAGCCAAUCCAUGGAUUAGUUUCAGAUAAGAACUUCAUUGUCGCUAAUGCAGUUGAAAACAUUUUAGCUGCUCCUAAACUGCCAGCGAAUAGGGAUAAGGAUUACUUGAAAAAAAAGAAUUACGGGAAAACACCUGCAUUCCUUUAAAAGAUAAAGAAUGAAAUCAAAGAUGAGUAUCAGUUAGUAAGAGAAAUGCAAAUUGAAGAGGAAAAUGAAAGAGAUGAGCAGAAAUUCUUGCUUGAAGAUGAAGAAAGACAACAGUUGAUUGCGGCCUUGAAGAAAAAGUGGGAAGUUGUACAUAAAGAAUAUCAGUAGAUCACUCACAUUCAGAAGAUUGAUACUAUUGGGAAGAAAUCUAAGAAAGAGAGCUGCGAGAAGGAACUUGCCUAAUUAGAAAAGGAUAUUUAGAAAUUAUCGAAAAACUAUAUCUUCGUGGAUACUACUGCCAAUGGUGGGUUCUACUGA
Stylonychia lemnae is the source of this 819-nucleotide messenger RNA. The record is from the annotation of a GenBank genome assembly. Lineage: Eukaryota; Ciliophora; Spirotrichea; Sporadotrichida; Oxytrichidae.